GGCCGCGCCGUCAGGGAAGGCGUUACCGGACCCAGCAUGGUGGCGAUGUGCCGGUACCCCGCGGCCCUCCUCCUCGUGCUGCUCUGGGGCUGCCUCUGCCCCCUUGCCCACGCCGGCCUCUACUUCAGGGAAGGGCAGCACUGCUACAAGCCGGCCCCGCGCAGGUCGCCUGGGCUGAGGACCUACCCCCGGCCGUACGAGUACCUGGACAUCUCCGCGCUCCCCAGGAGCUGGGACUGGAGGAACGUCAACGGCGUCAACUACGCCAGCACCACUCGGAACCAGCACAUCCCGCAGUACUGCGGGUCCUGCUGGGCACACGGCAGCACCAGCGCUCUAGCAGACCGAAUCAACAUAAAGAGAAAAGGAGCAUGGCCUUCUGCCUAUCUCUCUGUUCAGAAUGUGAUUGACUGUGCUGAUGCAGGAUCCUGUGAAGGUGGAGACCACACAGGUGUUUGGAAGUAUGCCCAUGACCAUGGCAUUCCAGAUGAGACCUGCAACAACUACCAAGCUAAGGAUCAAAAGUGUAAGAAAUUUAAUCAGUGUGGCACUUGUGUCACUUUUGGAGAGUGCCAUGUCAUAAAGAACUAUACUCUCUGGAAAGUUGCUGACUACGGGUCUGUCAAUGGAAGAGAAAAGAUGAAGGCAGAAAUCUAUACUAAUGGACCAAUCAGCUGUGGCAUAAUGGCUACGGAGAAGCUGGAUGCUUACAGUGGAGGACUUUAUACAGAGUACAACCCCUCAGCUGUGGUGAAUCACAUUGUAUCUGUGGCUGGCUGGGGUGUAGAAAAUGGAACAGAAUACUGGAUUGUUCGUAACUCCUGGGGUGAACCCUGGGGUGAAAGAGGGUGGCUGAGAAUUGUGACAAGCGCAUAUAAAGAUGGAAGAGGAGCAGAAUACAAUCUUGCUAUUGAAGAGGACUGUGCAUACGGAGAUGCUGUACUUCCUUGAUUCUAUAGUGUACAUCUUUCUGUUUAGAAACCACUUUAGAAGCUUCCCAGCACAACCUUUUUCUGUUUAAAGGAUAGCAGUCUAAAAUUCCUUCACAAUUCAAGACCAUCAGGCAGUUCUGCAAAAUUAGCCCAGACAGCAACACAAAAUGUCUUCAAAGUAAAAUACAUACAGAGCUGCCUUCAGGUAUCUCCAACUUAAAAGCCUUUUACCCAUGAGAAAAGUGUUCUGUGUUGAUGCACAGUAUUGAAAUCAUACUGACUUCAGUGCAGAAACUAAAUAUCUGUUUAAUUACAAAUUAUGUAGGCAUACUGGGAAGGAAAAAGUAUACUCAAUAUUUGGGUCUAGAGAUUAUAUUAAAUUCUCUGACAGUAUUGAGCAAAUAUCUCACAAAUCAUGGUGCUCACAAGGCUAAGUCUGGCCAUGACAUGUUAAAAACCUAAAUCCCCUGUCGCUUCCUUGGCCUCAUGGUAAAACAGUGGUGUUGGAAGUCUCAUGUAAUGCAGUUACAUUUAUGCAACCAGAAUGAUUUAUCAGGAAUUACUUUGCUCAAAAACCAAUUACUUACUUAUGUCCUUGCUCAAAUUCUGUGCUUUAAUAUGUGAUUGGCUGUGCCCUUUUUCUCCUAAAGGGGCAAAGCUUAAAUUGCCACAGCCCAUUACUCUCUUAAUUUGAAGGUUUCCAAUUCUCUUCCUUCACACUUAGCCAGUUACCAAGUGGCAAACGAGUGUAAUAUCAAAUGUUACUAAGUGGCAUUAAUUGCAUUUAAUAAAUGGACUUUUUCUUACA
Pezoporus occidentalis (night parrot) is the source of this 1740-nucleotide messenger RNA. It is a transcript of the gene CTSZ, whose product is annotated as cathepsin Z. The transcript is spliced from 6 exons. Gene Ontology annotation, cellular component: lysosome. The coding region runs from base 37 to 951 and encodes 304 amino acids. Gene Ontology annotation, molecular function: cysteine-type endopeptidase activity. Lineage: Eukaryota; Metazoa; Chordata; Aves; Psittaciformes; Psittacidae. The record is from RefSeq and is a predicted model, not a curated record.